This is a messenger RNA of Adineta ricciae, 624 nucleotides long. Lineage: Eukaryota; Metazoa; Rotifera; Eurotatoria; Adinetida; Adinetidae. The record is from the annotation of a GenBank genome assembly.
AUGUCAGAUCCGAUACCGUCUGAUGAUAUUGAAAGUAUUCCUUCGAAUCAUCACUCUUUGUCCGAUUUUUCAAUCGAUCUAAGUUCUCAUUCACCUCAAUCAUCAAUAUGCGAUGAAACUGAUGAAAAACAAUAUUCAUCAAUGAAACAACACGAUGCCAAACCGCCCUUUUCUUACAUUGCAUUGAUUACAAUGGCUAUCUUGCAAUCACCUUCGCAUCGUUUAACAUUGAGUGGUAUCUGUGAUUAUAUUAUGCAGCAUUUUCCUUAUUAUCGUGAGCGUUUUCCCGCCUGGCAAAACUCAAUUCGCCAUAAUUUAAGUUUGAAUGAUUGUUUUCUCAAAAUUCCGCGAUCACCAGGUAGUCCAGGCAAAGGGAAUUACUGGACAUUAGAUCCAGCAAGUGAACAUAUGUUUGAUAACGGUUCAUUUCUACGUCGUCGCAAACGUUUCAAACGUUUAAAUCAGUACUUUUCACAUGACUUACCGUCAUCAUUACCACUUAUUCCUCCGAUGCAAUACUAUCCAUUACUACCAGCACUUACUCUUCCGUUACCAACGUCAACUAUUUCCACAGCAUCGAAAAUGUCGUUCACCAUAGAUAAUCUAAUUGGAACUCGUCGAUAG